Molecule: messenger RNA, 2423 nt
Organism: Salvia splendens (bonfire salvia)
Lineage: Eukaryota; Viridiplantae; Streptophyta; Magnoliopsida; Lamiales; Lamiaceae
Product: probable inactive leucine-rich repeat receptor-like protein kinase At3g03770
Exons: 6
Coding region: 16-2292 (758 amino acids)
Biological process (GO): protein phosphorylation
Molecular function (GO): protein binding; protein kinase activity; ATP binding
Source: RefSeq, a predicted model, not a curated record
CCUUCUCCAUCUUUAAUGUUUCCUCAAUAUCUUAUCUCCAUGAAACUAUCAAUUCUACAACAAAUAGGGUGUUCAAAUUACUAUGUUUUAGUGUUUCUUUCAUGGCUGCUGUUAGCAUGCAGCACUCAUCAGCUGAGAAGUUAUGAAACUCAGCUUCUUCUUCAGCUGAGGAAGCAUUUGGAGUACCCUCUGCCUCUGAGCAAUUGGGAAAAUCAUAACAAUCCUGAUUUCUGCAAUUUGUUAUCUUCACCACAGCUCACCAUCAAAUGUGAGAAUGAUUCUGUCACCGAGCUUCGGAUCAUGGGAGACAAACCUGCAAAGGUUAGUAAUGAGUUCAGAGGGUUUGCAAUUCCAAAUAUAACAUUGUCUCAGAGUUUCUCUAUGGAUUCUUUCAUUACAACCUUGGUAAGGUUGUCCAGCUUAAAGGAUGUUACUUUAGUGUCUCUAAGCAUAUGGGGUCCACACUCUGAUAAAAUCAAUAGAUUGUAUCUGCUUGAAGCUUUAGACAUGAGUUCAAAUUUCUUGUUUGGUUCAAUUCCUUCUCAAAUGUCAAGUAUGUCUAAGCUUAGGACUUUGAGCUUUGAUCAAAACUAUUUCAAUGGCAGUGUUCCCGAGUGGUUGGAUUCAUGGUUGAAUCUCACAGUCUUGAGCUUAGAGAACAACAGAUUGAAUGGUGAGGUUCCUUCUGCAGUUUCAAGAAUCACAACAUUGAUUGAAUUAGUUUUGUCUCACAACUUUCUCACUGGAAAGUUUCCUGAUCUGAGCAAACUCUCCAGUUUGCAGUUGCUAGAUUUGAGAGAGAACAGUUUCGAUUCCGGAUUGCCCCCUCUGCCAAAAGGGCUGGCUAAUGUAUUUCUAAGCAAUAACUCAUUUUCUGGUAACAUACCAGAACAAUUUGUUAACUUGGAUCAACUUCAGCAUCUUGAUUUGUCGAAUAAUCAUCUUAGUGGAACCCCUCCUCUGCUCUUCUCUCUCCCGAAUAUCAGUUACUUGAAUCUGUCAUCCAACACUCUUAGUGGAUCACUUCCCGAGCAUCUCAAGUGCGGAGAACGACUUAGUUUGAUCGAUCUUUCUGAUAAUAAAAUUGUAGGCCAGCUCCCUAAUUGCUUGGCAGAUGAAAGAAUAGUCAAAAUUAGUGGGAAUUGUUUCUCUACUGAUGCCAGAGAUCAGCAUUCUGCAUCAUACUGCAAAGACGUUAGUAAGGGCGAAGGACGGUCUAGAAUGAGGGAAAUAGUCCUUCUGGCCGGAACUAUCGUUGUAGUGAUAAUCCUCUUGCUUGUUGGUCUUAUGUUUUUCUGCAAAAGGCACCGAACACAGCAUGCAGUAGUUCAGCAUAUUGCACCUAAGGUUAAACAAGACGAUCCACUAAUUUCCCCCGAUCUCCUAGCAAGUGCCACGAUACUUUCGGAAGUUGAGAAUCGAAGUUCUCCACCCUAUAGGGUGUUUACUUUACCAGAACUUAAAGAAGCUACAAAAAACUUUGAUCAGUCAUCUUUCUUGGGCCAAGGUUCUUUCGGAAAGGUUUACAAGGGAAGGUUAGAGAAUGGAAGCUUUCUUGCUAUCCGAUCUUUAACUCUAUACAGAAAAUGCUCGAUCCAAAACCUCAAGCUGCGGCCUGAUUUGCUUUCAAAGCUUCGCCACCCUCACUUGGUUGCCCUUCUUGGUCAUUGCAUUGAUGAUGGAACACAGGACGACUCAACUGUGCGUAGGUUGUACCUCAUGCAAGAAUUCGUUCCUAAUGGAAGCUUCCGCUCUCAUCUCUCAGAGAAGGUCCUGAAGUGGCCAGAAAGAUUGGCUGUUGUAAUCGGUGCAGCCAAGGCCGUACAUUUUCUUCGUACCGGGGUGAUCCCCCCUUCUCUGAGCAAUCGUCUAACGACCAACAGUAUACUGAUAGAUGAGCAUGGGAUUGCAAAGCUUAGUAAUUAUGGAAUGUCUCUCAUUGAAGAUGAAAUUGAAAAAACUGAUGAUGAUGUUCACAACUUCGGGUUCAUAUUACUCGAGUCACUGGUAGGUCCUAUCGCAAGUGGAGAAGGCGAAGCAUUUCUGCUAAAUGAGAUGACAUCAUUCAGCAGCCAAGACGGUAGGCGAAAGAUGGUGGAACCAAUCGUGCUAACUACGAGCUCACAGGAGUCGUUGUCCAUUGUGAUAUCCAUCACGAACAAAUGUAUAUCAGAUGAAUCCUCGGGGUGGCCCUCGUUUGAAGAUGUGCUGUGGAACUUGCAGUAUGCUGCUCAAGUGCAGGGCACGGCCGAUGCUGAUCCGGAUAGCGCAUCGCAUCAGAGCUUCGGCUAACCUCUCCUCCUCUUUUGAUUCAGCUCAUGUGUUGGUUGUAAUUCUUUGAUUAACUUAUAGUACUAGUAGGGAAUGUAAAUGCAUUGUUUUUCAGUAUUUGAUGUAUACAUUGAAGAAAUUAGGUGGUGGCU